Molecule: messenger RNA, 1947 nt
Organism: Aspergillus melleus
Lineage: Eukaryota; Fungi; Ascomycota; Eurotiomycetes; Eurotiales; Aspergillaceae
Product: Zn(II)2Cys6 transcription factor
Exons: 3
Coding region: 1-1947 (648 amino acids)
Biological process (GO): positive regulation of transcription by RNA polymerase II
Cellular component (GO): nucleus
Molecular function (GO): DNA-binding transcription factor activity, RNA polymerase II-specific; zinc ion binding; transcription cis-regulatory region binding
Source: RefSeq, a predicted model, not a curated record
AUGAAUCCUGCGAGCACCGCACGACAGAGCUCAACGGCGGGAGACAUCACCAGAGGCACCAAGCGUCGCCGGAUCAGACCGUCUCGUGCCCGCGGCUUGAGAACGAGAACCGGAUGCCUCACUUGCAGAGAGAGACGAGUGAAGUGCGACGACGGUAAGCCCACAUGCCUGCGAUGCUCCAAGUCGAAUCGAAUCUGUCGAUAUGCCUCUAUCGGACACGCAACCGACCCCGAGCCACCAAGAACACAGCCAGGUCCUCAAGAGCAGCAGCCGAGUGAUGAUGUGGUAGCAUACCUCCAGGAUACCUGCCCAGCCCCUGCUGAAGCUUCGGUUGCACUCCACCCCAACGGUGCGAUUGAGACGCCUCAGAGUGACCAGGGGCUGCCCGGGUUGGACUCUGGUCUCUCGACCUCUCCACUUUCACUCAGCCAGGUAUCCUUGCUAAACAUCUCCCCCUUGGAGUGGUACGAUUUGCUAGCCCGGGAUGCAAUCAGCAAUAUUCAACGCCGGAACGAUGCUCCAACGGGCGAUCCACGAUGGAAGUUCCCCGAUCUGGCCCUUUCUCGUAGACAGUCACCAGCGCCUGAUCUGGAGGACCACUAUGAGCUAGCUGACCGGCGCUCCGAGCAGCAGCAGCACGUUUCGCAAUACCAAGACGGGGCAAUCGAAGCUUCUCUCGUGGGUCAUCCCCAGGUGCUGGAGCCUUGGAACACAGCGAAUAGGAUAGAACUAUCGGCAGUAGAUUUUGAAUUCUUUCAAUAUUACAUUGAAGUUGUCGGACCCAUCCUAGACUUGUUCGAUCCUGCUCGACACUUUAUCAAUGUCGUUCCACAUCUUGCACUGCGAAAUACAGGGCUCUUGAAGUCCAUACUUGCUGUCGGGGCCAAGCACAAGUCUCUCGGUCUGAACCAUGUACCGAGCGAAAGUCCCCCGGGCGAUCCUGCUGCUUCAAAUGUGAAUACGCCAUCCUCGCUGGCAACAGCAGCGGCAACAGCAACUGGCCAGCCGCCUGAACCAACCCCUACUCCAGCACACAUGGCUACACAUUAUUACUACGAAACGCUACAAUACCUCUCACAAACAUUACUCUAUCCCUCCUACACAGACUCCCGAGAAAUCCUAGCGACUGCCACCAUGAUCAGCACGUACGAGAUGUUCGACGCCGACAGCGCCGCAACCAGCACCAGCGGAGACUGGGAGAAGCACCUACGAGGCUCUUUCUGGAUCCAGCGAUCUCAAGACAACGACGGCGAGUCGGUGGACGGUUUGAGACGGGCCGUCUGGUGGGCAUGGUUGCGACAGGAUAUCUGGGCAGCCUUUCGAGCAGGGAGACCAACACUAACGUUCUGGCGAGCUCGGAAACCGCUCGAGGAGCUAGACUCUGAUGCGCUGGCCACUAGAAUUGUCUAUAUCUGCGGCCAGUGUGUCGCGUAUGCCGCGUCGGAUGACACAGCAGAUCGAGAUCCUAGACCCAGAAUUGAGCAUGGGGAUAGACUCUUGCGUGCACUCGAUGAUUGGUAUCGUGUUCUUCCUGCUUCAUAUCAGCCUGUCACAGUGGGUGUUGCAGGGAAUUGUGACUCGCAGGUAACAUUCCCGCCGAUAUGGAUUCAUCCACCGAGCCACGCAGGCGCGAUGCAGAUGUACAGUUUCGCACGUGCCACAGUGUUACUCAAUCAGCCUACUAGGGGUGGACUAAAUGCGUAUAGUCAGCGCGAGAAGCAGCUGACCGACAGUGUAAAGAUGGUGUGCGGGAUUGCCAACGCCUGCGGGGAGCAUGAAUCUGCAAUGGCGUUUGUGAAUGUGCAGGCUUUGUUUGGCGUUGGCCAAUUUGUUCGGUCGCCUGAGAUGCGCGGCGAGUUGCUUCGUAUUCUAGAGAGAAUGUUGAGGAUUAGCAAGUUUCCAGCUCGGGGGCUUGUAGGUGAGCUCAGAAGAUUGUGGCAGGAAUGA